CGACAACCUACAACAAAGUAACAGGAACCGGCGACAUGGCGUCUAGCAAGCUGCCACCUGGACACUUCUCAAUCCUGUAUUUUGCAGCCGCUUCGACGUUCACCGGGAAGUCGACCGAACAUAUGCCCGCCCCAGUGAAGGCGCGUUACCUGUUCGGUAAACUCGAGCAGUCGUACCCUGGCAUCGGCGAGAAGGUCUUGAGCAGCUGUGCUGUUACGGUGAACCUGGAGUAUAUUGAUAUCGACGGCGAUGAGGCGCCGCAUUUGAACCUGAUGAUUAAGGAAGGGGAUGAGGUCGCCAUCAUUCCACCUGUUAGCUCUGGGUGAGCAUCGUAGCUGGAGCUCAAUGUAGCACGUUAUGUGUCUCCGAAAAGAGGUUCGUGUGUGCUAAUUUCAGAGAGAAGAGAUUGAUUGAUUGGGGUUCCAUGGUACGACGUGGAGUACUUUAGCUAGAUUUCGUCCAAUGCUUAUCUGCGUCGCGAGCAAGGAGUGUUGUUACGGAUGAAUGAAUGGAGGGUGUUAAUGGGGAAGUUAUGAUGGGAACCAUUGGUAUCGACACACAGCAAGUUAGCAGCCACCUUGGGGCUAUGAGACAACGUGAACAGGCAGUGAUGCUUGUCUAGGGAUAGAAUAUGGGCGAGUGUGGAAAGGAAGUUCGCCCGAGGUAGUGGUCUCAACUUUGG
Molecule: messenger RNA, 682 nt
Organism: Lindgomyces ingoldianus
Lineage: Eukaryota; Fungi; Ascomycota; Dothideomycetes; Pleosporales; Lindgomycetaceae
Product: Molybdopterin synthase sulfur carrier subunit
Exons: 2
Coding region: 36-326 (96 amino acids)
Biological process (GO): Mo-molybdopterin cofactor biosynthetic process
Cellular component (GO): cytosol
Source: RefSeq, a predicted model, not a curated record